CUCGGGGGCAUUUUAGUCAGCUGCACGCGCACGUUAGCAAGGAGUCGUGACUGAGCGCGCUGACCAAACGGAACUUUCAUUUAAGUUUUGAUGUCGAAGGAGGAGGACGCCAACACAAUGGAGCCACAGAGGAAACGCUGUAAGGGGUCCGUGUGUGAGGGCGACCUGUGGGUGGCGUUCCCCGUGCUCUCCGAUCAGCUGUCCCAGGACGUCGAGCUGGUUGAGGCCUUCGCGGCGCCCAUUUUCCACAAGAAAGAGACCUCCCGAAUUCUCCACGAGCUGAACGCCGUCCGCCCGCUGAACGGCCUCCAGCACGUCAAGAGGGUGCGGCCGGUCCGGGGGGGGGGCGGCGCUCACCCCCUGGAGGUCCUGCUGUGCCUUGUCAGUGACGCGCCGGACCUGAAGGAGGUGAGCAUCGACGACCUGCUCCCCUCGGACGGAGUCCGACGCGACGGAUUAGGGGAGCCGUUCGUGGUCAAGGUCCCCGCACGCCCCCCCUUGACGCAACCCCAGUUCGAGGUGGCGAGCAAACACUGGCCCACGUCCUUCCACGAGGACAAGCAGGUGACCAUCGCCCUGAGAGGGGCGCUCUUCGGCCCGCUCCAGAAAGCCAGGAUGUCCGCGUACAUGGCGGCCGCUCUGAGCGCCGCCGAGACGGGGGCCGAGCUGGGAAUGGCGGCGGUGGGGGCCGUGGCGGUCGAUCCAGCGACGGAGAGGAUCGUCGCCGUGGGCCACGACCUCAGGGGGGAGCACCCCCUUCACCACGCCGUCAUGGUCUGCAUCGACCUGGUCGCCCGCAGCCAGGGCGGCGGAUGUUACUCCUUCGACAGGUUCCCCGCUUGCAGGUUCACGCCGCCGCCGCCCCCGGGCACAGAGGCCAGCUCGCCGCCGUACAUCUGCACGGGCUACGACCUCUACGUGACCCGGGAGCCGUGCGUGAUGUGCGCCAUGGCGCUGGUGCAUUCCCGGAUAGGCCGCGUCUUCUACGGGAGCUCGUCCCCCGACGGCGCCAUGGGGACCAAAUACAAAAUCCACUCAGAGAAAGACUUGAACCAUCACUUUGAGGUUUACAAAGGCGUGUUGGGAAAGCAGUGCGAGGAACUGGGUGGACUGGGACGACCCCGUCAAACCACCAGAGAUCAAUAACCCGUGAUCUCAGCUCAUCGUUUUAUUCCUUUUAUUACUUGUUUUUAAAUGUGCUGACUUUAUUUUAGCCUGGAGUCAUUUGACAUUUUCACAUUUAAAGUGUGACCAGCUGAAAUAAAUAAACUUCAGAA
Molecule: messenger RNA, 1277 nt
Organism: Pungitius pungitius (ninespine stickleback)
Lineage: Eukaryota; Metazoa; Chordata; Actinopteri; Perciformes; Gasterosteidae
Gene: adat3
Product: adenosine deaminase tRNA specific 3
Exons: 2
Coding region: 91-1146 (351 amino acids)
Cellular component (GO): nucleus; cytoplasm
Molecular function (GO): tRNA-specific adenosine-34 deaminase activity
Source: RefSeq, a predicted model, not a curated record